AUGUCGAUAAUAUCCGGGCGCGUCCCGAUCUCCAUGCCACCACGAUUGGCCGUCAAGCCGGCUUCGCGGCUGCUGCUCAGUCAAUCAUGUUUUGGCUCGCAAAGGAAGACAGUCCUUGAUGGCAGCUCCUUUGCCUACACAUGGCUCACGAAGACGCCUGAACAAAUUACACCAGAUGACGUGCUUUCGAGUAUCCCUCCUAUCCCAGCUUCCUUAGCAGAGCCAGGAAACGUUCCCGUUCUUUUCGUCACUCCAAGUUUCGCUCCGUGGAUUGAUCCCUCCGGUGAAUUCCUUGAGCAAUGGAUGAACCGACUCUUUCACAAUUCCCCCGAUUCCCGUUCGGCACCCCUUCAUGCGAUCGCAGCUAUCAUCGAUCGAAUCCCUGAUUCCCGUGUGCCUGGAAAUGGAAUACUUGAAUCAGAGGGUCUGUCCCUCAUGUUCGUGAAGGAAGAGAACAUCCAAGGAAAGGCCGCUCCGCCUCGUCGUAUCAGGAGCACAGGAUCUGAGGAGUCCGCUCUCAUAUUUUCAGUCCAAGCCGGGGCACCAAACCGUUCUGGAGAUGCAGUUCAUAGACCAAUCUAUGAAGUGGGACUACGCCUUGCCAACACCAUAUUCAUCAACGGCAAUGAGAAUACCCUUUUUGGAAUGCGCUGGGCUCUUGACUCUGUUUCAAACAAACUGAGCCUAGACCAGUCCAUUGAUCUUACAAACUGUGUCCUGAAUACAUCCGCCAACUUCGUGCACGACAAAUUCGAGCUUCCACUACACCCCGUCAGUCAGCGAAGAAAGGUUGUAUCCAGUAUGGGUAAUAUUUUGCGUCAGGUAUCGAAAUCUACCGAUGGAAAUUCAAAGGCCCCGAUGCCGGCUUCAUCUGAACUGGAGAAGGAGCUCCCUCGCUACAUAGCUGAGCACAACAUUGAAGACCGAAGGGUUUCUGUUUGGGCACUGGUUGAGCGGCCUGAUGCUGAUGCUCUAAAUGAAACCGAUUCUGCGCAAGAUCGCCUGGACAAGGCCAUUCGGGCUGGUGGAAAACUUCACCGCGUGAUGAGCGGUGGAGGUGGAUGGGGCAAGAAGCAAGGUCUACUUUCUCUGGACCCAGAAAUCAGGUUCUUGACCACGGCCGACCAAGGGAAUCUUUUGGUUCUGAAUAAUCUGUUUGAUCCAAAUGCAGACACACUGCCGGGCUUGCCUCCGUUGGACAAGGGAUUGAUAAUCGAUGAUCUAUCCCUUCUCUCCCAGGUUGCCAGAGAGGAUGACUACAUUCAGUUCUUUGUCUCGGUAGAGCCAAAGUUGGAUCAAAAUGAUGCGUUACCAAAGGUCCAAGAAGGAGCCAUCUCGUGCCAUUUUGGUGUCUUGUCUGACCCUGAGAUACUCGAGGAGUCUGUCGAUAAUAUGGCCCAGAUAGAUUUGGCCGCGCUCCCUAACUACUUUGGGGCAUUAUCGGAAAAAGCAAUCACAUACUUGCAGCCCGUCAUCGAGGCAGAGGGAGAGAUACUAGAAUCUGGCACUAAACUUGAUGUGCCUGGAUCGAGAGUGGACCUAAUAGUUGCGUGA
Aspergillus wentii DTO 134E9 is the source of this 1554-nucleotide messenger RNA. RefSeq lists its product as uncharacterized. The transcript has 3 exons. Bases 1 to 1554 code for a protein of 517 amino acids. NCBI's taxonomy places the organism in Eukaryota, Fungi, Ascomycota, Eurotiomycetes, Eurotiales, Aspergillaceae. The record is from RefSeq and is a predicted model, not a curated record.